Messenger RNA from Gracilinanus agilis (Agile Gracile Mouse Opossum), 2211 nucleotides. It is a transcript of the gene ANKMY1, whose product is annotated as ankyrin repeat and MYND domain containing 1. Lineage: Eukaryota; Metazoa; Chordata; Mammalia; Didelphimorphia; Didelphidae. Gene Ontology annotation, molecular function: protein binding. The transcript has 14 exons. The record is from RefSeq and is a predicted model, not a curated record.
AUGGACAAUGAAGAUGAUGAAAACGAGUCACUGGGACUGCCUGACUCAGAAGUGCAGGAUUAUAUCCAGCGGGUUUAUGGUGUGCAACAAUGGUCUGAUGGCUGUGAAUACAGGGGAGAAUUUGGGCGUAACAUGAAACUUGGAUACGGAGUGUUUGAAUGGAACAAUGGUGAGAAAUACAGAGGGGAAUUUUAUAAGGAUCAUCGUCAUGGCAGAGGUACCUAUAGUUGGCCUGAUGGUUGCACUUUCACGGGGACAUUUUAUCUUAGUCACAGAGAAGGGUAUGGCACCAUGUACUUAAAAAACAGAAUAUUUCAGGGAUUAUACAGGGCCGAUCAACGAUUUGGACCAGGAAUAGAGUCGUACGCUGAAGGUUGUCAAGACGUAGGAUGGUGGUUUCGGGAACACAUAAUUAAAUUGUGUAUGGAAAUUCCCGGCGCUUUUUCCAUUUUGGAUUAUCCGGAGUACAUUCCUUUUCUUACUUUUGAUUCUGCAAAAGGGUGUCAUUCUGAAGAGGAGCUGCUCAAGUGGGAUUUGAAUGAAGAGGAAGACCCCUUUUUUUAUGAUUACAAGCGGUUUCUUUUAAAUGAAGAUUUAACUCUACCGCCAGAAAUGUAUGUUUACUCCACUGAUAAUGAACAUCUUCCUGUGACUCCUGGCAGCAAAAAAGACUUUGAUUUUUAUUUUUUAAUGCCCAAGUUUCCAAUCUUUGAUGACGAGGAUGAACCUUUUUUUGUGAUAAACCAGAGUCCUUUGAUGCUUAAAAUACAAAAGCAUGCUUGCAGAUUCAGACACAAUCUCAGAUGGGCAACAGUCGAGUUACUUCUAAAGCGAGGGGCAGACCCCAACUAUUGCAAAGAGCCCAUGCACGUUCUUUUCUUUCCAGUUAGAGCUGCAGAUGUGACUGGAGUUCAGCUCCUUCUGGAGCACGGUGCAAGAACUGAUGUCCGAUUUCCAUCAAAGAUGAGAGCACUCACUCCUCUCCACAUAGCAGUAGCCCUGCCUCUGGAAGCGGGCAUCAGAAUCACAGAACUAUUGCUUCAUGCUCUUGCUGACCCAGACACGAGAGCUGAAGACCAAGAUGAGGGAUAUAAGAGAGACAAGUUUGACACUUUAAUUUCAUCCAUGAAGCUAAAUAAUGAACGUGGACCACCACCGUCGUAUUAUACUCCAACUAAGACACUACCUGAAGAAGGUGGGAGAAGUCCUUUACAUGUUGUGUGUGAGAGAGAAGAUAACUUUAAGUAUGUAAGGGACAUCGUACGUCUCCUGCUAGUUCAUAAAGCGAAUCCCAAUACCUUGUGGAGUGGCCAUUCUCCACUCUCCUUGUCUAUUGCCAGUGGGAAUGAUAUGGCAGUGCACGAACUUCUCCUCCGGGGAGCAGACCCAAAUCUACCCUUAACUAAAGGGGUAGGCAGUGCUCUUUGUGCUGCGGCCAACCUUUCAUUCGAGCAGAAAAGAUCUGUGGAUGGUAAAAUGGCUUUGGUGGACAGACUCAUACAGUUUGGGGCUGACAUCCUGCUUCCAAUUAAACUGGUCCAAGGAGACAAAUCAGCUGUGGGAACUGCUGUGGAUUAUGCAUACUUCAAAUUCUUCCAGGAUAGGAGGUUAGCACACACCCCAUUACACUCGUUGACCACGCUCGAGCGGGAAACACUGAUGAUGCGUAAAAAAUUCUUAGAGUACAUGGGUUCCCGACUCCGCAGAGCUGUCGUGGCGAAAGAGGAAGAGUGGGAUCGGAAAUUAUUGCUGAUGUCCAAGAAAGGUGAGUAAAAACCAGAACCUGGCAUCAAAAGGGAGGGAAAGAACAUGAAUCGUGGAACCGACAUUUUGUAACAAGGUCAGAUACCUUUCUUCAAGUAUUGCUACCAGUGUGGUCGCUCCAUAGGUGUACGGCUCACACCGUGUCUCCGAUGUUAUGGAAUUUUAACCUGUAGCAAACACUGUAAGGCAAAAGCCUGGAACGAGUCCCACAAACGAGAAUGUGGUGCAGCAAAGGGCGAUACCGUUUCCAAAGUCAAGGAAGAUGAGAAGAAGGCAAAAGAAACUCCUCAGAAGGCCCAGAAAGACACCAAGGGCUAUCCUCGAGGCACACACAAAGACACUGACCAGAAACAGAAAAAGCAGGACAAAACUGGAGGAGUAUCUUGGCCUAAAACUCCUGUCACCCCGAGCCCACCCCCGUACACAGAAAAUUACAGUUUCGUCUGA